Messenger RNA from Corvus hawaiiensis (hawaiian crow), 2269 nucleotides. RefSeq names its product M-phase inducer phosphatase 2-like. Gene Ontology annotation, cellular component: cytoplasm; nucleus. Lineage: Eukaryota; Metazoa; Chordata; Aves; Passeriformes; Corvidae. The transcript is spliced from 14 exons. Bases 200 to 1954 code for a protein of 584 amino acids. Gene Ontology annotation, biological process: protein dephosphorylation; positive regulation of G2/M transition of mitotic cell cycle; positive regulation of G2/MI transition of meiotic cell cycle. The record is from RefSeq and is a predicted model, not a curated record. Gene Ontology annotation, molecular function: protein tyrosine phosphatase activity.
UGUCAGCUGUCACCUCUCGUCCCCUCGUAUCGCCACUUAGCGCAUCUUAUCGCGUCUUGGCCCUUCUUAUCACCUCUCACCUGUUAUCUCUUUGCACCUCCGACUUCCUAUCAUCUCUUGCCACCUGUCCCCUGUCCCCUGGCGCCGCUCUCUUGCCGGAGCUCGAUCGUCGCUCGCUCGCUCGGUCCCUGCCCGGGCCAUGUCACUGUGCGGCGGCCGCGGGCUGCCCGGGCUGGCGGCCAUCUCCCCGCUGCCCUCGCCGGGCACGGCCCCGCUCACGCCGCUGGACAAGGGCGACCCGGCGGGCCCCGCCAGGCACCGGGACACCCCGAAGCGGGGCCACGGGGGGCUGCCCCUGCCGCGGCUGUGGCAUACGCUGUCCCCGCAGCCGGUGGCCUCGGACUGUCGCCGCGACUCGGUCUCUUGCCAGCCCCCGGAUGCAGGACUGGAGCCGGACUUCCCCACGCAGCAGAAGCCCGCGGCCGCACAGGAAAACUUCCAGAGAACGAUGCCGGCCUUUGGGAAAGCACUCAAAGAAAGGAAGCUCCUUCGGCAGAGGAUGCACUCGUUGCCGCCGUGGCAGCGGGACGGCAGCCGUGUCCUGAAGGACAUCUCGCAGCUGCAGGAGCGCAGGGACAGAGCGCGGCGGCGCCGGAGGGAGCCCGAGGAUGAGGCGGGCUUUGUGGCCAAGAAGCUGCGGAGGCCGGGCCAGUGGAGCCAUGGGGCCGCCAGGAGGGAGCCCCUUGCCAAGAGCCCCUGGGCCGCAUCAGAGCUGCUGGUGAGAGAGGCUGGAGGGCUCGGCAGGGCAGCAGCGAUGGGUGAUGCCGGGGCUGCCCGCCUGGGAGCUGCCGCUCCGAGCUCCCCGCGUGGCCUGGAGAGCUGCGGAGGUGGGAGAUGGACGGGCCGAGGGGUCACGUCUGCAAAGCUGGAAGGCACCGGGAGGUGGAUGGAGCUCGCGUAUGGGAUCCGUGCCUGCCUGCGGGUGGGAAGCAGCUGGCAGGACUUGUGCCCAUUUCACGAUCUCCUUUGCCUGUGCCCCAAGUCUCCCCAGCUGCUGCCCUGGCAGAGCGAUGCCACCGUGCCCCAGGGGAAGGAGAACCUGGUGACCACGCCAGUGAUGAGGAAGGAGGAGGCAAAGCUGCGUCCGGGGAAGCGCAGCCAGUGCCGGCAGCUGUCCCGCUCGCCCUCGGAGCCGGGCAGUGUCCCCAGGCCCGUCCUGAAGCGGGGACAGCCCUCGGACAGCGACAGCCCUGUCGAGGCCAAGCGGCAGAGGAGGGUGGCCGGCAGCCCUGGCCAGGAGGCGUCGGUGGAGCCGGGAGCGUGGCUGGAGCCUUCCCGGUCCGCCCGGCUUGAGGAGAUCGAGAACCUGCUGGCCAACGAUGACCAGGAGCUCAUCGGGGACUUCUCCAAGCCUCACCUCCUGCCGACGGUGGAGGGCAAGGACCCGGGCCUGAAGUACAUCUCCCCUGAGACGCUGGCGGCGGUGCUGACGGGGCACUUCAGCAGCUGCAUCGAGAGCAGCAUCGUCGCGGACUGCCGCUAUCCCUACGAGUACGAGGGGGGCCACGUCAAGGGCGCUGUCAACCUGCCGCUGCAGCGGGACGUGGAGGAAUUGCUGCUGGAGCAGCCCAUCGUGCCCCUGGACGCCAGCAAGAGGGUGAUCGUCAUCUUCCACUGCGAGUUCUCUGUUGAGCGGGGGCCCAAAAUGUGCAAGUUCCUGCGGGAGAGGGAUCGCUGCUGCCACGAGUACCCCCAGCUGCACUACCCCGAGCUGUACGUGUUGAAGGGCGGCUACCGGGAGUUCUUCUUUCAGUUCCCGAGCCACUGCGAGCCCCGGGACUACCGGCCCAUGCGGCACGCCGCGUUCAAGGAGGAGCUGCGCAAGUUCCGCGGGCAGAGGCGGCUCCGCGAGCGCGGCCGACGGGCGCUCUUCAACCGCGGGCGGGACCUGUGAGCGCCCGGGGGUCUCUCAGCCCCGUCGGGGCAGCGCUGGAGCUGGGAACGGGAGGAAGGCUUCCCUUGGCUGCGGAUGCGCCUCGGCUGCUCGGUGGGGUUUGUUGGGAUGGCUUUGGGGUGGUAGUUCUUGUUCAGAGUGGUUUUGCGUUUGUUCGUUGCAAAUAUUUUUGCGUUUGUUCGUUGUUCUAAGUAUUUUUGUGUUUGUUUCCUGUUAAGAAUAGUUUUGUGUUCGUUGUUAUCAAUAUUUCUGAGUUUGUCCGUUGUUAGGAUUGUUUGCUGCAGUCUCUGUUAAUAAAGUCCUAUUGCAGGAGAA